Molecule: messenger RNA, 17883 nt
Organism: Epinephelus lanceolatus (giant grouper)
Lineage: Eukaryota; Metazoa; Chordata; Actinopteri; Perciformes; Serranidae
Source: RefSeq, a predicted model, not a curated record
UAAAUAUUGAUUAACAAGCUAAGGACUUAUUAUGGAAAUGAUUUCCCAAAAGCACUUCAAAAGAAUUUUAGGAACAAACAUUCAGGAGAGAGCCAUGGAGACACUACUACUGACUCUGCUUGGACUGCAGACAGUGAUGGGAGCAGGACACUGGUGUGAACACAUGGUGGAGGAGAGAGUGGAGCGUGUCCUGGCUCCACGUCUGCAGCUUGAAGUGAGCUGUUCCGAGGUGUAUCAGUACAACAUCCAGGGCUGGAGGCUCGACGUGGACAGGAUGCGUGUCAAGCACGGGGGUGAUGAUGGCAUCGCACUGUACUACAAACAACAGGGUCCCAAGGCGUCCUGUUUCUUGUACAAACCCCCAGAGAUGGAGAACCAGCUGGUGAACAAGACAGUGAGGGCGUGCUGUGAGGGCUGGGGUGGACCACGCUGCGCUGAGGGUGUGGGCGUGCGUGGCCAGUGUUACUCCACAUGGAGUUGUGAGGAGUUCCCUGGGGUUCAUAACUCCUCUCUCAUGCCCAUGGAGCAGUGCUGCAGCAGCCUGUGGGGGCUGAGCUGGAGGAACGCAUCUGACCAGACCUGCUUGUCUUGCACCUACACUCUUCUUCCUGACUCCCAGUCCUCCCCUCUGGUGCGUGGUGGUCUCCUGGGUAGUGUCAGGGUGCCUCAGAGCUCAGCCACCUGCAUGUCCUGGGGCGGAGCUCACUACCGCACUUUUGACAGGAAGCACUUCCAUUUCCAGGGCAGCUGCACUUACCUGCUGGCGUCAUCUACUGACGGCACCUGGGCAGUCUACAUCAGCACAGUGUGUGACGCGAGAGGAGUAUGCAGUAAGGCUCUGAAGAUGAUGCUGGGUCUGGAUUUGGUUUCAAUUCAUCACAAGAACUUAACGCUGAACAACCUCACCAUUCCAAAUGGAGAACCGCUCUUCCAAAAUGGAGUGAGUGUUCAUUGGCUGGGAGACUUUGUGUUCGUGGAGAGCGGACUGGGGGUGAGGGUGAAGUUUGACCUGACCAACACCGUCUACCUGACAGUGACUGCUGAGCACCUGGCAGCCACCAGGGGGCUCUGUGGAGUCUACAACAACAAUGCUGACGAUGAUUUCACCACAAUGGGUGGAACUGUGUCCCAGUACGCCGCCAGCUUCGGCAACUCCUGGAAAGUUCCUGACCAGCAGAAUGAAGGCUGCAGCGACGCAGCUGAGCUCGGUCACAGCUGUGAUGUAUCAGGAGACCCUGCCCUACGCAGGCAGGCAGAGUCAGCGUGUCACCGACUGCUGGAAAACCCCUUCACACACUGCCACCUCCGGUUGGACCCAGCAGUGCACAUAGACACUUGUCUCUACCUGUACUGUAGCCUACCACCCAAAGAGAGAGAUUCAGCAGUGUGUGACACCCUGGCCAGCUAUGCCCGAGAGUGUGCCCAGCAACAUGUCGUCAUACUGUGGAGGACAGCCACCCUAUGUGGCCGUGUCUGUCCCAGAGGUCAGGUGUUCUCAGACUGCGUGUCCUCCUGUCCCCCCAGCUGUGCGUCUCCCCAGCCCCCUGGUCUUGCUGCAGCCAUGGGCCAGUGCAGGGAGGAGUGUGUGGGGGGCUGUGAGUGUCCGCCAGGCCUCUACCUUCACCAGGGACUCUGUCUGAAAAGAGAUGAUUGUCCUUGUUUUCACCGCAGGCGCACCUAUCAGUCAGGGGACAGGAUACAGCAGAGAUGCAACACAUGUGUGUGCAGAGCAGGCCAGUGGCAGUGUACUGGGGAGAAGUGCGCAGCCCAGUGCAGCCUGAUGGGGGCGCUACAGGUGACAACCUUUGACAAAAAGAGGUAUUCACUACAAGGAGGAGACUGUCCCUUCACUGCUGUGGAGGACUUUGUUGACAGGAAGCUGGUGGUGAGUGUGCGCUGUGGGGAGUGUACAGCAGGAGGAGGAGGAGGUUGUCUAAGGGAGAUGUCAGUCACAGCGCUCCGCACCACAGUCACCAUCACAGACACUGGUACAGUGACACUGAAUGGCCUGAGGGAGCCGUUGCCUGUGGUGACGGGGGACCUGGUUGUGCGUAGGGCCUCGUCUUCAUUUCUCCUCAUCCAGACUUUUGGAGCCCAGCUGCUCUGGCACCUUGACGGACCGUUGGCUCUCAUCACCCUGCAACCCGGCUUCGCAAAUAAGGUGCGCGGCCUUUGUGGAACUCUGACCUGGAACCAGCAUGAUGACUUUACCACCCCAGACGGAGAUGUGGAGAAUAGUGUGUCAUUGUUUGCAAGCAAAUUCACAACAGAGCACUGUACUAUCCCUAAAGGAGCUCCACCCGACCCCUGCACCACGUACACCCAGAGGAGACAGUACGCAGAGACAGUGUGCUCCGUCAUACACAGCCCCGUCUUUCAGGGGUGUCAUGACGUGGUGGAGAGGGAGCCCUAUUUCCGUCUCUGUCUGUCAGAGGUUUGUGGCUGUGCUCCACAGAGGGCCUGUCACUGCACCAUCCUCACUGCCUACGCCCGACACUGCGCUCAGGAGGGUGCUGCCGUCCACUGGCGCAAUCACACCUUCUGCCCGGUCCAGUGUUCAGGGGGUCAGGUGUACCAGGAAUGUGGUCGUGCCUGUGGCAGCUCCUGUUCAGACAGUAGCAGCUGCGAUGACGGUGGUGAUGUAAUGGGCCUUAGGAUGUGUGUUCCAGGUUGCCAGUGCCCUCCAGGACUAGUGCAGGACCACCAGGGCCAGUGUGUGCCUGUCACUAUGUGCCCCUGUGUGCAAGGAGACAAGACGUACAAGCCCGGGACCGUUAUUCAGAACAACUGUAAUACCUGUGUGUGUGAGCGGGGGCUGUUUAACUGCACUCAGGAACACUGUGAGGAGGUCAACCAGUGUCCAGGCUCUCUGGUCUACUCUCCACGCUCCUGCCUCCUCACCUGCUCCAGCCUGGACCCUCCUGGCCAACAGCAGGGGUCCAGUGUCGCCCAGUCGAGCUGCAGGGAGCCCCUGUCUGGCUGUGUCUGUCCCCAGGGAACUGUGCUACUAGGUGAUCGCUGUGUUCUGCCAGAUGAGUGCCCAUGUCACCACAAUGGUCAACUUUACUACGGCAACGACACCAUCACCAAAGACUGCAACACAUGCGUGUGUAAGGAGCGCCGCUGGCACUGCACCCAGUCCGCCUGUGCCGGUGUGUGCGUGGCCACUGGUGACCCACACUAUGUGACAUUAGACGGCCGCUGCUACUCCUUCCUGGGAGACUGUCAAUACGUGCUGGCGAGGGAGACCAGCGGUUUAUUCAGUGUAACUGCGGAGAAUGUGCCGUGCGGGAGCACCGGGGUCACCUGUACAAAGUCGGUCACCCUCAGCCUGGGAAAUACUGUCAUACAUCUGCUGAGAGGUAAAGCUGUGACAGUAAAUGGGAUGCCAGUUAGUCUACCAAAGUCUUACAGUGGCAGCGGUCUGACUUUGGAAAGAGCCGGCCUGUUUGUCUCCCUUUCAUCUCGACUGGGGGUCACUCUGCUAUGGGACGGAGGUAUGCGUGUGUAUGUGCGUCUGGCGGCCCACUUGCGUGGACGGGUCGGGGGCCUGUGUGGUAACUUUGAUGGGGACACAGAGAAUGACUUUACGACACGGCAGGGCAUUGUGGAGUCUACGGCCGAGCUGUUUGGGAAUUCCUGGAAGGUCAGCCCUUCCUGCCCUGAUGUGGCAGACCAGGACCUCCGAGACCCCUGUGCUCUGAACCCCCACAGGAUGACCUGGGCCAGGAAGAAGUGCGCAGUUCUGACUCAGGAGCUCUUCUCUCGCUGCCACCCUGAGGUGCCCUUCCAGCAGUACUAUGACUGGUGUGUCUUUGAUGCUUGUGGCUGUGACUCAGGUGGGGACUGUGAGUGUCUCUGUACAGCCAUUGCUGCCUAUGCUGAAGAGUGUAACCGCAGAGGGGUCUCCAUCCGCUGGAGGUCCCAGGAGCUCUGUCCCCUGCAGUGUGAGAAUGGGCUGGUGUAUGAUCCCUGUGGUCCAGCUUGCUCUACCUCGUGUCCCAGUGUUCAGCAGAGUCAACACUCCCAGUGUGGCGUUCUCUCCUGUGUGGAGGGCUGCUUCUGCCCUGCCGGCACAGUCCAACACGGGGACAGCUGUGUAGCUCCCAUUCAGUGUCCAUGUGAGUGGGAGGGCUCCAUGUUCCCACCUGGAACUACCAUCACUCAACACUGCCAGAACUGUUCCUGUGAAGAUGGUUUGUGGCAGUGUGAGGGUGUGGCUUGCCCUCCUGCCCCACCUCCCUGUCUGGAAUCAGAGUUCACCUGUGCUGGGGGGCGCUGCAUCCCCUCCCAGUGGGUGUGUGACAAUGAGGAUGACUGUGGCGAUGGUUCGGAUGAGAUCUGCCCAUCCACCUGCUCUCCAGACCAGUUCCGCUGUACCAGCACACCAAGUGGCCCAUGUUUGAACCUGGCUCUGCAAUGUGAUGGCCACCCAGACUGUGCUGACCAAUCAGAUGAGGAGUUCUGUGGACCUGCCACCCCCACGGCUCUGUGCCCAGUGGGGGAGUUUCAGUGUGCCAAUGGAAAGUGUCUUCCAGCCAGCCACGUGUGUGACGGACGGCUGGACUGCGGUUUUGCCGAUGGGUCUGAUGAGCAAGACUGUGGUGUGGUGUGUGAUGAGGGGGAGUUCCUGUGUGCUGGAGGACGUUGCAUUCUCUACCUCCACCGCUGUGACGGACAUGACGACUGUGGGGACCUCAGUGACGAGAGGGGGUGUGUGUGCGCACCAGGGGAGUUUCAGUGCCCUGGGGACCAGUGUGUCCCUGCAGACAGAGUGUGUGAUGGACACAGAGACUGCCCCUCUGGAACAGACGAAGCUGUCUGUCUAAAUAAAGUGACCUGUGCUCCUGACCAGUUUGCCUGUAGUGACGGCACAUGUAUUGUCACCACCAAGUUGUGUGAUGGAGCGACAGACUGUCCAGGUGGAGAGGACGAGAACAGAACCAACUGCUAUGCUUUUAUCACAACACCAUCACCUGUCUCCCCAGGUACGCCCGCUUCAGAUAAUGCCAGUCAUGAUUUGGAGAUAUUUCUUUCAGUGUUCAGUGUUUUUCUGUACACUCUUGUUUCUCCAGCGUGUAGGUCCUACGAGUUCAGCUGUGCCACAGGUGGGCAGUGUGUGCCCCAGGCAUGGCGCUGCGAUGGGGAAACAGACUGUAUGGAUGGUAGUGAUGAGCAGCAUUGUGCCGCCCCCUGUGGCCCCGGUCAGGUUCCCUGCCUCAGUGGGGACCAGUGUGUGGACUACCAGCAGCUCUGUGAUGGGACCCCACACUGCAGGGAUGCCUCAGACGAGAGCAUUGACAACUGUGGUUCCACUCGGAUUCCUCCUUGUCCAGGCAGCUUCCUGUGUGACAACCGCACCUGUGUGAACAUGUCGCAAGUGUGCAACGGCGUUCCAGACUGUCCACGGGGUGAAGAUGAGUUGGUGUGUGAUAAAACUGUGUCACCAGUGCCCCCUGGCAGGGAGAACACCACCUGCCCUGAAUUCACCUGUAUGGAUGGAUCCUGCGUCCCCUUUAACACGGUGUGUAAUGGAGUGGCAGACUGCCCAGACUCCUCAUUAGCACCACUUGGAGGUCCCACUGAUGAGCAGGGCUGUAGAAGCUGGAGCUCCUGGGGUCCGUGGAGCCCCUGCAGCACCUCCUGUGGUACAGGCUCAAUGAGCCGGCAGAGAACCUGCCCUCCAGGAGAUCCACUGCACCAGUGUCGGGGGCAGGACCUCCAGAGGCAGCACUGCUUCAACACCACCUGCCCUGUGGACGGUCAGUGGCUGCCAUGGGUGAGCUGGUCGAACUGUUCCAGCGGUUGUGGUGGAGUGCAGGUCAGACACAGAGGCUGCAUCCCUCCUCGCUACGGAGGGCGAGACUGUUCCCAGCUCCCUGGACCAUCCAACCUACCCAUGGAGAUCAAGCCUUGUCCAGAUGAUGGAUGUGCCAACACCAGCUGUCCCACUGGGCUGGUGAGACACAGCUGUGCUCCCUGCCCAGUGUCCUGUGCCCACAUCAGCAGUGGGACGACCUGUGAUCCAGUAACACCCUGCUCCUCAGGUUGUUGGUGUCCCGAGGGCCAGGUGAUGAGCCAUACGCAACAGUGUGUGUUACCAGAGGAGUGUGUGUGUGAGGUGGCAGGUGUGCGCUACUGGCCGGGCCAGCAGAUGAAGGUGGACUGUGAGAUCUGUAUUUGUGAGAGAGGAAGACCUCAGAGGUGCCAGCCUAACCCAGACUGCUCAGUGCACUGUGGCUGGUCGUCAUGGUCUGAGUGGGGAGAGUGUUUGGGGCCCUGUGGUGUUCAGAGUGUCCAGUGGUCGUUCCGCAGCCCAAACAACCCGACCAAGCAUGGAGACGGGAGAACGUGUAGAGGGAUUUACAGGAAAGCUCGCCGGUGCCAGACAGACCCCUGUGAUGAGUGUGAGUACCAGGGUCAGUCCCAUGCUGUGGGGGACAGAUGGAGGUCAGACCACUGCCAGUUAUGUCACUGUCUGCCCAACCUCACAGUGCAGUGUUCCCCCUACUGUCCGUACGCUGUCAGUGGAUGUCCACAGGGCCAAAGCCUGGUGCCUGGAGAGGGAGACAGGUGCUGCUACUGCCGAGGAGGAAAUGACACCAUACUUGUGACAAUCAGUCCUGUCACUGUGACCUCCAAGCCAGCAGGCGGCACUACACCUGUGGUUCCCACGUAUCCACUUCCUCCUGGAGAUGAGUGUUGGUCUCCUCUGGGUGUUCAGACUCUCCCAGCCUCAAGUUUCAGUGCCUCGUCACAGCAGACUGGUCACCCCCCAGAGGCAGGUCGCCUCCAUUGGUGGGACCCCCACAGUGACCUCCAGGGCUGGAGCCCAGAACCUGAGGAGUAUAAGGAUCUACCACAGCGGAGUCCUGAGGGACGCAGUAGCAACACACAAAGCCCGUACAUACAGAUAGACCUGCUGAAUCGAUACAACAUCACUGGUGUGCUCACCCAGGGUGGUGGUGUGUUCGGCACAUUCGUGUCCAGCUUCUACCUCCAGUUCAGCCAGGAUGGCAGACAGUGGUACACUUACAAGGAGCUUGUUACUGAUGCCCGGCCCAGAGCCAAGGUUUUCUAUGGUAACCAUGAUGAUCGAGGGGUGGCAGAGAGCAGACUGGACAGGAUGGUGUCGGCCCGGUUUGUCCGUCUGCUCCCACACGACUUCCAGAAUGGCAUCUACCUGCGGCUCGAGAUCAUGGGCUGUGGAGAUGUCUCCCCACCAGGUGGCUGCAGAGAGAAGGAGUUCCAGUGUAAAAACGGGCGCUGUGUGCCUGCUGGUCCACUGGGAGUUGUCUGUGAUGGAGUCAAUGACUGUGGGGAUGGAUCAGAUGAAAUGUACUGUGGUACGCAGCCGUCCCCUACAACCAUCAGCUCACGCAGCUGCCCUGCUGGUCAGUUCUCCUGCCCCCCACCAGGGGGCUGCAUCGAGGUAUGGCAGCGCUGUGACGGGAUCCCCCACUGUCCCAAAGGAGAGGAUGAAACUGGCUGCCAUUCCCAUGAAAACAUCACUACCCAGUCCGACAGGCCAUACACACCCACCCCUGCUCCUCUCAGGACUCCAUCCAAGGCAGCUGUCACUCAUCCUGCAGUAACACCUACGGAUGGGGGCCCAGGAUAUCGUGGCAUCUGCUCCUCUCCUCUUGGACUGGAGGAUGGGAGGAUUCGAUACGGUCAGCUGACGUCAUCCUCACAUCGGGAGAACAACCCCGCUGAUGCUGGACGACUAAACAUCGUCCCGAAUGUUCAGGUUAUGGAGCCUGGAUGGAGCCCUGUACCUUCAGAUCCCCAGCCAUAUCUUCAGGUGGACUUCCUGGAGCCCACAUGGGUGUCAGGCGUGGUGACCCAGGGCAGUGAACGCAUGUGGGGUUACCUCACUAAAUACCGCCUCGCCUUCGCCCUGCACAGCAGCCUCUUCACAGACUACACAGAGGAUGGGAAGCCGGGUGGCCCUGCCAAGGUGUUUGAGGUGCGGAUGGUGGGCAGGACUCCUGUGACCCGCUGGCUCAGCCGGCUGGUCAGAGCUCGUUACCUGCGCAUCAUCCCUGUGGAGUUCAGACACACCUUUUACCUGCGUGCUGAAAUCCUCGGCUGCAGAGGAGAUGAGCUGCUAACACCCAGCAGUGUGACCACAUCUCCCUCUGGUGGUGGGAUAGUGACUGUGCAGCGUUGUAAGCCGGGUCAGUUUGCAUGCCAGCACAGUGAGGAGUGUGUCUCUGUGUCUGUGCUCUGUGACGGUCGACCAGACUGUAAGGACCACUCCGACGAGAUCAGCUGUGGAACGGCUCCAACCAGAGGCUCUCCAGGGCUGCACAACCAGACCAGCUCCACUGGGGCUCCAGGUUUCCAUGGUGAAAGUACAACCGGUGCCCCAGGCCUCCAUACCACCAGGUCCCAAGGUGGCCUUCCUGGUGUGGCCAGCCCAGGGGUCACAGGUCAGACUGGACAGACGACAGCCGCAAGUGCAGGGGUCACCACAGGUCAGCCUGGACUGCAUCUCACUACCACUCUUGAUGUUGGAAAACCUGGGUUGCAAACUACGGAAGCCCCAUGGGUCGCUACAACCCCCCAUGAUGGUGGUCUACCCAGAGUGCUUUGCGUGGAGGGCCAGUUUGUGUGCCGGUCUUUUGGCUGUGUCGACUCGGCACAGGUGUGUGACGGCAGAGAGGACUGUUUGGACGGUUCAGAUGAAGAACGCUGCGGCACCACAGCCAGCCCAGUAGUGACACCACAGCGCCCCCUGGUGCCCAGCCCCUGCUCUCCCAAGCAGUUUUCCUGUGCCAGUGGUGAGUGCAUUCACCUGGACCGCAGGUGUGAUCUACAAAAGGACUGUGUGGAUGGAUCAGAUGAGAAGGACUGUGUCGACUGCAUCAUGUCCCCGUGGACAGCGUGGAGUGCGUGCAGCGUGUCCUGUGGUCUCGGCUCCUUAUUCCGGCAGAGGGACAUACUCAGGGAAGCGCUGCCCGGAGGGGCCUGUGGCGGAGCUCAGUUUGAUAGUCGGGCCUGUUUCCCUCGAGCAUGUCCAGUUGAUGGUCACUGGUCACAGUGGACAGAGUGGUCAGAGUGUGACGCUCAGUGUGGAGGUGGUGUCAGGCAGAGGAACAGAACCUGCUCUGCUCCUCCACCCAAGAACGGCGGGCGGGACUGUCAGGGCAUGACCCUGCAGAGCCAGAGCUGCAACAGCCAGCCGUGCACCAAAGACACCGGCACACAGACAGGCUGUGUCAACAGCAUGGUGCUGGUGACUGAGGCAGACUGCCAGGCUGGGAGGGUGGAGCCAUGUCCUCCAACCUGCUCACAUCUCAGCUUGACCAGCAACUGCAGUGGAGCAUGUAUACUGGGGUGCCGCUGUCCCGAUGGUCUUUACCUUCAGGACGGGCGAUGUGUGAAUGCCAGCCAAUGUGUGUGUCUGUGGGACGGUGAGAUGCUGCAGCCAGGACAGACGGUCAGCAGGGACCAGUGCACCACAUGUGUGUGCAAAGAUGGAAAAGUAGCCUGUGACACCUCCCGUUGUGCAGCCACCUGUCACUGGUCAGGCUGGUCGUCAUGGUCACCAUGUGAUGUGACCUGUGGUCUGGGGCUCCAGCAACGCUACAGGUCUCCAGUGAACCCGGCUGGAGCAGUCAGAAUCCAGCCCUGUCCAGGAGACUCCUCAGAGGCCCGCCGCUGCUCCAACCCCUGCCUACCUGUGCUACCAGAUGGAGUCUGGAGUAAAUGGACCGGCUGGUCAGAGUGCAGUAAGACAUGUUUCAACCACGUCGACGAUGUUGGAAUCCGACGACGAUUCCGCAGCUGCAACCACACGCUCGCAGCUUUCAACCAAGCGGACACACACUCCGCCUGCGAGGGAGACAGUGAGGAGCAAGAGCCUUGCAACACUGUGCGCUGUCCAGUGAAUGGCGGCUGGUCAUUGUGGUCAUCGUGGUCGCAGUGUUCAUCAGAGUGUGACUCCGGCGUCCAAACAAGAGAGCGGUUCUGCAACUCCCCCUCACCACAGCAUGGGGGCAGCAGCUGCCCUGGGCCACACAUACAGACACGAGACUGUAACUCCCACCCUUGCUCAGGUGUGUGUCCAGAGGGCAUGGUGUACAUGACAUCAGCAGAGUGUGAAGCUCACGGCGGUGCGUGUCCGCGGGUGUGUUUGGACAUGACCUCCGCAGAGGUGCAGUGUGCCACCGCCUGUUAUGACGGCUGUUACUGUGCCCUGGGCUUCUACCUGCUCAACGGCAGCUGUGUGCCUCUGGCAAAGUGCCCGUGUUACCAUCAGGGGGAAACGUACCCAGCCGCGGCCACCCUGCCUUUUGAUGCCUGCAAUAACUGCACCUGCACUAACGGAGAAAUGGUGUGUGGAACAGCUCCGUGCCCUGUGGACUGUGGCUGGAGCAGCUGGACUCAGUGGAGCGCUUGCAGUCGCACAUGUGACGUUGGUGUGAGAAGGCGUUAUCGCUCGGGAACCAAUCCUCCUGCAGCUUUCGGGGGCCGUCCCUGCAAAGGAGACAGAGUUGGGAUUGACACCUGCAGCAUUGAGCCCUGCUUUGGUACAAAGGAGCCGUGGAGUGCGUGGUCAGGGUGCUCAGUGACAUGUGGAGGAGGUUACAGGACCAGAACUCGCGGGCCCAUCCGGAUCCACGGCACCGCUCAGCAGUUCAGCGCCUGUAACCUGCAGCCCUGUGGAGAUGGCAGGGUGUGUCCUCCAGGCCAGGAGUGGCAGCAGUGUGUGAGGGGAGCAGUGUCAUGCACAGACCUGACCAUGGACCUGAGCAGGAACUGCACACCAGGCUGCCAGUGUCCACACGGGACAGUCCAACAGGAUGGCGUGUGUGUGCGAGAGUCUGAUUGCCGCUGUGAUCUGGACGGAGAACAGUACAAACCUGGAGACAUUGUGCCCACAGACUGCAACAACUGCACAUGUGAAGCAGGGAGGCUGGUGAACUGCUCUCGAGUCAGCUGCAAUGUUGACGGCCAGUGGUCAGCAUGGACUCCCUGGGGUCAGUGUUCAGUGUCAUGCGGAGCGGGUCUCCAGUCUCGCUACAGGUUCUGUUCCAGCCCUCAGCGCUCUGGCAGUGGGCUGCCAUGUCUGGGCCCUCACAGAGAGGACCAAGUCUGCAUCGCUGCUCCAUGUGACCGUGACGGUGGCUGGGGUGAGUGGAGUAACUGGACCAAGUGUACCAAGUCAUGUGGUGGCGGGGUUCGGAGCCGGAAGAGAGAGUGCGACAGCCCGAGUCCAGAGGGGGAGGGGAACUACUGCGAGGGUCUGGGAACUGAGGUCCUCACCUGUAACACUGACCACUGUCCAGUGGCGCCAUGCUCGCAGGUCCCGGGCACAGCGUUCAGCAGCUGUGGCCCCUCCUGCCCUCGCUCCUGUGAUGACCUGGCUCACUGUGAGUGGCAGUGUGAGCCAGGCUGCUACUGCACAGAGGGAAAGGUCCUAUCUGAUAACGGGACAGUCUGUGUCGAGAGAGAAGACUGUCCCUGCCUGGACCUCAACACUGGACACAGGCUGGAACCAGGGGAGACCACUGAAGCCCCUGAUGGAUGUAACAACUGCACUUGUGAGGGCGGGAGGCUCAACUGCACCAGAGACGCCUGUCCAGUGUCAGGCGGCUGGUGUGAGUGGUCAGAGUGGACGCCGUGCUCCAGGACGUGUGGGGCAGAGUCGGUGUCCCGCUACAGGAGCUGCGGCUGUCCUGAGCCCAAAGCUGGAGGAGCGGCCUGCUCUGGAGAACAGGAAAUACACAAUGGGGUCGGAGUUCAGAUCCAGAGACAGCCCUGCCCUGUUAUCACGUUCUGUCCAGUCCAUGGGUCGUGGAGUCCUUGGUCAGCAUGGUCUGAGUGCGAUGGGUGUGCUGGCUCGUCCACCCGCACCAGGGAGUGUAACAGUCCCCCCGCCAGGUUCGGCGGGCUGCCCUGUCUUGGAGAGAGCAGGCAGAGCCGCGGUUGCCACGACAACAUCACUGUCUGCUCAGACUGUGGAGGAGGCCAGGAAGAAUGGCCCUGUGGGAAGCCCUGCCCUCGCUCCUGCUCAGAUCUCCAUGGUGACACAGAGUGCUUGGACUCCCCUGGGUGCAGGCAGACCUGCGGUUGUCCGGGUGACAUGGUCCUGCAGGAUGAAGUGUGUGUGGCCAGGCAGGAGUGUCGCUGCAAAUACCACAACAGCUCUGCUACUGUUGGAACAUCCAGCGGGUUGGAUUCCAGUAAUGCAUCAUGGGUGUGGCCUGGUGGAUCUGACUGGCAGUUUGCAAAUCCAGGAGACAGCAUUAUCAGUGACUGCAAAAACUGUUCAUGCGAGGCUGGGGUGCUGCAGUGUCAAUCAGUCCCUGGCUGCUACGUCGAUGGUGGCUGGAGCCAAUGGGGGGCCUGGACUGAGUGCUCGCUUUCUUGUGGAGGGGGAGUGAAGCUCAGGAGACGCCAGUGUGAUAACCCGUCCCCGCAGAGCAGUGGGAGAGGCUGCCUGGGAGUCGCUGAGCAGAAGAAAGACUGCAACAUGCAUCUGUGUGCAGACUCAGUGGGCCCGUGGCUCCCCUGGUCUAAGUGGUCUCCGUGUUCAGUCAGCUGCGGCGGUGGACAACAAUCCCGCUCUCGUGUCUGCAGCUCUCCACCCUGCAGCGGCCUCAGCCGUCAAAGCAAGACCUGCAACACCCAGGUCUGCCUCGAAGUGGGCUGCCCACCUGGCAGGUUGUACAGGGAGUGUGAACGAGGUGAGGGCUGUCCGUUCAGCUGCGCUCAGGUCAGCGGCAGAGAGGGCUGCUACUCUGAUGGCUGUGAGGAAGGCUGCCACUGCCCCCCGAACACCUACCUACAUAAUGGUGUCUGCAUGCAGGAGUGUCCCUGCCUGGUGGACAAAGAGCUUCUGGCCUCUCUGCAGAGUGUUUCUGUCAUGCCGGUCACAUCUCUGCUGCUCCACAACAUCUCUGAGGGAGUGGAACUCCAGUCUGGAGACACACUGGUCCAUGACUGCACCACCUGCGGCUGUGAACACGGCAGGUGGAACUGCUCCUUGGAGCACUGCCCGGUCGAUGGCGGUCUGUCACCCUGGGGCUCCUGGAGCCCCUGCUCGCUGUCCUGUGGAGGCCUGGGAUUGAAGACUCGCUUGAGGGGCUGCACACAUCCUGCUCCAGCGCAUGGAGGGAGAGACUGCCAGGGGCCACGCCAGGAAACCACUUACUGCCAGGCCCCUGAGUGCCCAGUUAUCAUUGGUCCUACAGAAGAACCACUUUUACCAGACGAGGAUGCUGGCUUCUCUCCCUGGUCGUUAUGGAGCCCCUGCACUAAGACCUGCACUGACGCUCUCAGCCCGGCCAUGAAGUCCCGUCAUCGACAGUGUGUCAGACCUCCGUGCUCUGGAAGCUCUCACCAAGAGAAGGCCUGUAACCUGCCGCAGUGUUCAGAUGGAGGCGAUGUAUGUGUGGGGCCAGACUGUGCACGGAGGAACUGCUCGUGGACAGAGUGGGGGGAAUGGAGCUCCUGUUCGCGGUCCUGCGGAGUGGGUCAGCAGCAGAGGAUCCGAACCUUCCUCAGUCCCCGCACCAACGGCUCGUGGUGUGCAGACAUCUUGGGAGGAAACCUGGAGCAUCGCUUCUGUAACAUCAAGCCCUGCAGAGUGGACGGAGGCUGGUCUCGCUGGAGUCCCUGGUCCCGCUGUGAUAAGCGCUGUGGUGGCGGGCGCUCCAUACGCACUCGCUCCUGCUCCAGUCCUCCGCCCAAGAACGGAGGGAAGAAGUGCCAAGGAGAGAAGAACCAGGUCAAACCCUGCAACACCAAACCCUGCGAUGAGAAAGGCUGCCCGGCGGGCCAGGAGUUCGUGUCGUGUGCCAACCAGUGUCCACAGCGCUGCGCAGACCUCCAGCAGGGCAUAGAGUGCCAGGGCAACACCGAAUGUCAGCCCGGCUGUCGCUGCCCUAAAGGCCAGUUGCAGCAGGACGGAGUGUGUGUGCAGCUGUGGCAGUGUGACUGCGUGGACUCCCUGGGACAGAUUUGGGCGGCCGGCAGCUGGCAUCAGGUGGACUGUAACAACUGCAGCUGCUCCGAUGGACAGCUCCUCUGCACCAAUCACAGCUGCCAGGCCACCUGCAUUUGGAGCUCCUGGUCCAGUUGGGCGUCGUGCAGCGUUUCCUGUGGGCAGGGCCAGAGAACCAGAUACAGGUCCCUGAUCCCAGAGACCGAAGGCGCAGACUGCCAGUUCGAAGAAGUCCAGCAUAAACCCUGCGACCCAGGACCCUGCCCACCUCUCUGUCUCCAUGACAACCAGGAGCUGAGAGUGGGGGACACCUGGCUGCAGGGGGAGUGUAAACAAUGCACGUGCACCCCAGAGGGAGAUUACUGCCAAGACAUUGACUGCAGAGUGGACGGAGGUUGGACGCCAUGGUCAGUGUGGUCUGACUGCUCAGUGACCUGUGGUCGGGGCACACAAGUUCAAACCCGCGCCUGCAUCAACCCGCCUCCACGUAACAACGGGUCUCACUGCAGCGGGCCGGACAGAGAAACACGGGACUGUCACGCUCCUCCAUGUCUGGAUGACCUUUGCCCCUGGUCACCAUGGUCACCAUGUUCCCGGAGCUGUGGCGCAGGUUCUGUGUCACGGCGCAGGGUGUGUGUGUGUGAGGAGGGAGGAGAUGCAGCGUGUCCCGCUGAGGUUGAGGCUGAGAGGAACAGAGAGGAGACCCAGCUGUGUUACAAGCAGCCCUGUCCAGGCUGUCCCAUGUCGGAGUGGAGUGUUUGGUCUCAGUGCUCCUGUGAGUCUCAGAGGCAGCAGCGCUACCGUGUAGCUCUCUCUCCAGCCACUAGGGGGCAACAGUGCACUCCUGUUGAGACACAGAGUAGGACGUGCAGUCUCAGUCAGUGUGAUGAUUGUGAAGCCCCAUUUGUGUACUCAGCAUGUGGGGCGCCUUGUGAGAAGCAGUGCGCUCUCCAGGGCCGUGGAGAUCUGUGCUUAGGCGUCAGAGAGUGUACACUGGGAUGCUACUGCCCACAGGGUCUGCUGCAGCAGAACGGUAGUUGUGUUCCUCCAGAGGAGUGUGGCUGCGUCCACCUGCAGCACCACACUUCAGGACGGCCACCCACACCUGUGUCUGUCCCUCGGGGAGCCACGGUCACCAUAGGCUGCAGUACCUGCCUUUGCCAUGACGGAAAUUUGCAGUGUGACAUGAGAGAGUGUGAAGUCAUCCUCAGUGAGUGGUCAGAGUGGACUCCCUGUUCCCCCUGUGUGCCCUCCUCCUCCCUGCAGCACAGCGACUCCCAUGCAGGAGUUAUCGGUGGCAGUAAAAUGGUCUCAAUCCAGAGGCGUUUCCGGGCUUGUUUGGACCUGGAUUCUGGUCUUCCAGUCUCAAGGGAGGAAGAGGAGAACCAAUGUCCAGGACCACUGGUAGAGGAGAGGCUCUGCCCGGAUGCUAACGUCUGCAGAGAUCUGUGUCAGUGGAGUGUCUGGAGCGCCUGGACAGCCUGUGCAGAGCCGUGCAGCGGUGGAGUCAGGCAGCGCUUCAGACGGCCCCUGGCCUCUCCUCCAGGACCCCGCUGUAAGAGCCAACAGACACAGAGCCAGAGCUGCAACACAGGACUCUGCCCAGGUGAGCGCUGUGAGGACAGGGGGCGGACCUACCAAGAGAGCUGUGCCAAUCAAUGUCCUCGCAGCUGCACUGAUUUAUGGGAGCAUGUGCAGUGUCUCCAGGGAGCCUGUCAUCCUGGUUGCCGGUGUCCGCAGGGACAGCUGCUGCAGGACGGCCACUGUGUGCCAGUGACAGAGUGUCGCUGUGGUAUCCCAUCUGGCAACGGGACGCUGGAGUUCGUCCCUAAAGAGGAGCUUUCCAUGGACUGUAACACCUGUGUGUGUGAAAAUGGGACUCUGGCGUGCACUCAGCUCCCCUGCCCGGUUUAUGAGCCCUGGAGCCCAUGGAGCUCCUGCUCAGUCUCCUGUGGGCGUGGCCACAUGACAAGGACACGCCUUUGUCAGGACGCAGAGGGAGGCCCUUCCUGUGCGGACAUCAUGCAGACAGAGAGCUGUGAUCUGCCAUCGUGUCCAGUGGGAUGUUUGUUGAGUGAGUGGUCACCCUGGAGUGAGUGCAGCGCCACGUGUGGCGGCGGGGUGUCUUUGCGGAACAAGACGGUCCUGAGGGAGCCUGAGCCUGGUGGGAUGACCUGUGUUGGACCACUUGAACAGCACACUGUCUGUAACACCAACAGCUGCCUGCCUGAGUGUCCCAGCGGGCAGGUGUUUAGUGACUGUUCAGGUUCGUGUCCACAUACCUGUGAGGACCUGUGGCCACACACUCAGUGUUUACCUGGACCCUGCACCCCUGGGUGCACCUGCUCUCCUGGACAGGUGUUGCACGAAGGCUCCUGUGUGUCCCCCGCUGACUGCCCCUGCUUGCCGCUGUCCCUCCCGACUGGUUACCACAGCUGGAAUAUCAGCAGUGAGGAGAUCACAGAGGCUCUGCUGCCACCUGGAAUGGCCAUCCAGCACCUCUGCAACACAUGUGUGUGCCAAGGAGGAGUGUUCAACUGUACCACCGAGCGGUGUGAUGUGGACUGUGAGUGGUCCAGCUGGUCCCAGUGGAGUCUGUGCUCUGCAAGCUGUGGUACAGGGCAACAGAGCUCCACGAGAACCAUCCUGCAGCCCAGCCUGUACGGAGGGGCUCCAUGUGAGGGCCCCGAGCACCGCACAAUGACCUGCAUGGCCCCUGACUGCGCGUGUCCUGAUGGGGAGCAGUGGAGGAGGAGUGCUUCGGAGGAGGUCCCGCUGUGCGAGAGAAGCUGCGAGGACAUUUACUCUUCCUCCCCCGUCAACUGCAGCCGCUCCGCUGAGGGCUGCGUGUGUCAGGAGGGGCUUUACCGCGACACCGGGGGUGUGUGUGUCAUCGCCGCCCUCUGCCCCUGCCAUGACCAGGGCAUCCUGCGAGAGGCAGGAUCAGAGUGGGAGGAGGGCUGCCUGUCAUGUCGCUGUGUGAACGGGGAAAAACUGUGCCAGUUAAGAUGCCCGCCACUCGACUGUGACGAGGGGGAGGUCAAGGUGGAGGAGCCAGGCAGCUGCUGUCCGGUCUGUAGGAAGCAGUUUCCAGGCGAGCCCGUGCCAGAGUGUCGUCGCUACGUGCAGGUCAGGAACAUCACCAAGGGAGACUGCCGGCUUGACAACGUCGAGGUCAGCUUCUGUAGGGGACGCUGUCUGUCCAGGACUGAUGUCAUCCUGGAGGAGCCCUACCUCCAGUCAGUGUGCGAGUGCUGUAGUUACCGUUUGGACCCUGACAACCCGGUCCGUUUCCUCAGCCUGCAGUGUGAGAGAGGCGAGAGCGAGCCGGUCGUCCUGCCCGUCAUACACAGCUGCGAAUGCACCAGCUGCCAAGGAGGUGACCUGUCCAGACGCUGAGCAAGUAUUUUGAGUGUGUCUGUGAGCUGAGUGUGUGAGUGUGUGAGUGUGUGUGUGUGAAUGAGAGUAUGCACUAGAGAGAGCAAGAGCAGCUGAGAGCCAGCUGGGUAAUGGAUGGAGAAUUUUGGGAAGGACGGAUCCACGGAUGGAUGGAGGAGUGGAAAAAUCCAGAAGUCCUGGGACCCUGUCGAUGUACACAUUGUUCUGUAGUCCUUAGUCAUCAUAUGACUGGAUGCUACUGCUGAUUGUAGAGUUCCUGUUCUGAGACUUUAAGGUUUAUUCUUCAGCCUGUACAGCCUGUUUUUCUACUGUAUAUUUAUAGUAACAUUAAAGGACCUAUGAUACAAUCCAAGUACGACCUAUUACGCUUUUAAAUAUGUUUCAUUUGUAUGUUGUAAGAAAAUGUUUAUGUUCCUGCAGUCUUCUUGAAGUUUACAGUAACUGGUUAGAUGUUUUUACAUGUUGGAGGUCACAGUACAGUUCCAAAGGACUGGUCAAUAAACAUUUUCUACAUAUAAACAACACUG